AUGUCCCCCCUGCAGCGUCCCUGGCCAUCUCCUCCGGCCGAUGCCGGCAUCUGUCUUCUGGGUUCCGUUCCCUGUGAAGUCGGGACGUACAGGGGACAAAACGGCGGGAAUAAAUACAGUAAAAUCACAUAGUAUAACAUUACUGUAUCAAACCAUUUCACAUAAUUUUGUGCCGAGUGCUUUGUCCUGUGCCCUGCCUGCAUUUUUACUGUUCUUUCUGCCUGGAAACUGAGAAAUGUCCAUGGCGUCCAAAAAGCGUCCCUUUAGGUCAAAAGCAGUUUUAGACCAGCUAGAGAACAGCGAUAGUAAAUUAGAACCACUUGCAGAAUUGA
Molecule: messenger RNA, 332 nt
Organism: Staurois parvus
Lineage: Eukaryota; Metazoa; Chordata; Amphibia; Anura; Ranidae
Source: the annotation of a GenBank genome assembly